This is a messenger RNA of Panonychus citri (citrus red mite), 1880 nucleotides long. RefSeq names its product serine-rich adhesin for platelets-like. The record is from RefSeq and is a predicted model, not a curated record. Lineage: Eukaryota; Metazoa; Arthropoda; Arachnida; Trombidiformes; Tetranychidae. The transcript has 4 exons. The coding region runs from base 618 to 1691 and encodes 357 amino acids.
UUUUUUCCUCGUUCAUUUUGAUUACAAUUAUUUCAAUUCUAUUGUCAUUUAAAUGAAUUAACUUCCAAGUCUUAUUGAUUUAAGUGUUUGAUUUUUCUUGUUGUCUCUUAAUUUAAGUAUUUACCUUUUUAGUUUUAAUUGUUGAUACCCUAAAGGUUAAUUGUUGUUAAAAAUUAAGUUCUAAUUGUAUUAUAAACUAUAAACCUUGGCCGGAUUCGUUGAGAAGUCAUUGACAACUUGUUGCCGAUUAUUGUGAUUCUAAUCAAACUGAAUUAAGUAAUUUAAUAAAAAUAAAAUGUAUUUAUAUUAAUACUAAUCGCCAAGAUUAGUGAAAGGAGUUACUUAAAUGAUAAAUUAACUUGAUGAUUUACAAUUUAAUUUGAUUAACUUGGACAAGGAUUUUUGGGUUCCUUUAAAUCAACAUUUAUUUAAACAAACUUUCAUUUUCAUAAUCACUUUUAGUUAAUUUCAUCAACACUUAACAUUAAUUUGUGCCUUUCUCAUUGAAUAAUUGUUAUUUAAUUAUUUAAUUGUAAUUAAAUAACAAAAUUUAGUUGAUUAGAAUAGUUAAAUUUUUUCAUUCCAAUUGAUUGGGAUUCAAUUCACAAUUAAUCAGUAUGUUUUCAUCCAAAGGGAUUCAUCUUAUUAUUUUGAUAAUUAUCUCAACUCUGCUUAUUGUUGAUUGUCAGAGGGAAAAUCGAAGUCAGUCUCGUAGAUCUGAUCGUUUCAAGAAAUCGACAAACUCGACAUCAUCUACAGUCUCACCCACAACCUCAACCUCAACUUCAACUUCAACCACAACAACAACAACGACAAUUAAAUCAACUGAAGCAACAUCAACAUCUACAACAUCGCCACCAACAACAUCAACAACCACAGAGUCGUCUAAAUCAUCAACAAUCAAGAGUACAGAGAAUGUCGGUGAGAAGUUAAGUGAAAUUGAGUCGCUCGAUAGUGAACUAGCUUCAAUCAACAACAACGGAACCGGAAACAAAGGUUGGAACGCCAAACUUGGAUUCUGUCGGGAGAUCGUAAGUCAAUAUGGUAAUGAUAUUCGACGAGUUCUCCUGGUCGGUAACUUUGCCUUCCCUACAAGUCGAGAAUCAAUUGACGCUCAUUGCGCCCUCGGCGAUCGAGUCUACAAAGCUUUGCGAAAAUUUUCAACCAGUUGCUUGACUUCGUUGCCUCGACAAUUAUUUUCAAUCUUCUUACGGGGUCUUCGUAAAUUGAUAAAAAACGUUUGCCAUGCAAAUAAAGAGAAAGAGAGAGCCAUUGAGAUACUCAAAUGCACAACUGAAUCAAGUCUUCCCGGUUGGAAUCAUUGUCUUAAUGUUGCUAAUCGACAAUUUGAAUCGACAGCAAUUAACUCAACCGAUGCUCAAUUAUUCGGUGAUUUAUGUUGUAUGUACAAUCAAUUGGAAAACUGUGUUCGAGCAAAUCUUCAAAAGAGAUCAGAAUGUUCGAGUAAAUCGUUCGAAGUGUCCAAAUUUUUCCAGCAAAUGAUCGACGCUACUUUGAAGGACGUGAUGGACAUCGCUUGUACCAAAUACGCCACCGAAGGCGAAUGUAUCAAAAACAAUAACGACGGACUGACCAGAUUAAAAUCCGCCGCUGACGCUAAUUUUGAAGUUAACGACAUUUUCCUAAUUGGUCCACUUCUUAAAAUCUUCCCUCGAUUGGCCAAUGAUUAAGGAACUACGAUUAACUAAUUGCUACUACUUAACGAAUCUCAUUCAACUUUUUUUUUGUUUAAAUCGCACUUUUUUUUGUUGUCUCAUUCAUUUCGCUUUAAUCAAAUUAUGUUUAAUUUUGUAUCUUUCUAAUCAAUUUAACUCUGUUAAUAAUCAAAUAAAAUGAAAUUAAGGUUAAAUGAACCAAUU